Molecule: messenger RNA, 3865 nt
Organism: Xiphias gladius (swordfish)
Lineage: Eukaryota; Metazoa; Chordata; Actinopteri; Istiophoriformes; Xiphiidae
Gene: tmed9
Product: transmembrane p24 trafficking protein 9
Exons: 5
Coding region: 44-715 (223 amino acids)
Biological process (GO): Golgi organization; intracellular protein transport; COPI coating of Golgi vesicle
Cellular component (GO): endoplasmic reticulum; endoplasmic reticulum-Golgi intermediate compartment; Golgi apparatus
Source: RefSeq, a predicted model, not a curated record
CUGUGUCCGCGCAGGCUCAGUGGGGCGCUCUCCCGGUGUGAAGAUGGUGUCUGUCAGGAUGCAGCCGUGUGUGUUGUCAGUUUUACUCCUCAACGUUUUCUACAGCUUCGUUUCUUCUUUGUACUUUCACAUCGGAGAGACGGAGAAGAAAUGUUUCAUAGAGGAAAUCCCGGACGAGACGAUGAUUAUCGGUAACUAUCGGACUCAGCUGUAUGACAAACAGAGGGAGGAGUACCUGCCGGCCACUCAGGGUCUGGGCAUGUUCGUAGAGGUCAAAGAUCCUGAUGAAAAGGUGAUUCUGUCUCGUCAGUACGGCUCAGAGGGAAGAUUCACCUUCACAUCGCACACACCUGGAGAACAUCAGAUAUGUCUGCACUCCAACUCCUCGAAGUUCUCCCUGUUCGCUGGAGGCAUGCUGAGGGUUCACCUGGACAUCCAGGUGGGCGAACACGCCAACAACUACGCUGAGAUCGCUGCCAAAGACAAACUGACGGAGCUGCAGCUGAGAGUCCGACAGCUGGUGGAGCAGGUGGACCAAAUCCAGAAGGAGCAGAACUACCAGAGGUAUCGUGAGGAGCGCUUCCGUCAGACCAGUGAGAGCACCAACCAGCGGGUCCUCUGGUGGUCCAUCGUCCAGACCCUCAUCCUGGUGGCCAUCGGCAUCUGGCAGAUGAGACACCUCAAGAGCUUCUUCGAGGCCAAGAAGCUGGUGUAGCUUUUCUCCUGGUGGACAGUCUGAGUCUGAGUCUGAGUGUGUGUGUUUGUGUGUGUGUGUGUGUUUCUGUGUGUGUGUGUGUGUGUGUGUGUGUGUGCGUGUGUGUGUGUGUGUGCGUGUGCGUGCGUGUGUGUGGUCUCUACUGAUUGAUGCAGUACUGAGCAGUGGCAGUGAUUGCUGCUGUUGGAGGAAAAACUGCUGAGGAGACGGGACCCCGAGAAAUCCAGCUGCACGAUUCGGCUUGAAAACAACAUCCUCAUUAUUAUUAUAAUUAAUGUUCCUAUUGUUUCCCUCACACGCCCUGUUUGUAAUGAGCCCCCAACAUUUGCAGUAGACCAUCAGGGAAAAUGUGAAUCUCUUUAUUAGACCUUUGUUUCGGAUCCAUUAGGACUACGAUUUUUUGUCUAAUGUUCUCAUGUCAGACAUGUUUGAUUGUGUCCUGUUAACACCACAAAGUUCAGCAGCACCAGGACAGAUGAACUAAACCAGUCUACGUCUACCGGGCAGUUGGAGGCGUGUAUUUGACGCGUUUGGUUUUUUUAAAAAUUGCUAUUAAUUUACCCUUUUUCUUUCCUGUUGCUCAGUGCGAGUACUUGACGUGUUACUGGCCACUAGAGAUGUUGUUCAGAGUCAGGUUUACAUCAGCUUGAAGCUGUUAGUUUGCUCCUCCUCCUCUGAAGGACGGCAGAAAUUAUAAUCUGGAUUAAUUUGUAAAGUAGUCCAACAGUUUUGUGUUAUAUUUUCUGCAUCCUCCAUCAUCAGAUCAUCUGAUUUUCAGAUGCAACCAAACUUAAUAAAAAAGGGGUGAAACGUAAUCAGUGAUUAUUACUUGUAUUGUUACUUACUAGAUUUUAAUAAUUCUUACUUGUAGAAAAGCAGCUUCAGUCCAAGUUACUCUGUUGUUUUUUGUUUGUUUGUUUUUUUACAUGGUUACUUUUUUUGUGUACAUGGAGGAUUAAAAAGUGAUCAAUAGGCAGCAGACAGACCACGGCUGAAUCAUACCUGUCCAACGUAAAAAUAUCUUGAUUUUAAAAAAAUUGUCAUUUUGCAACAGCAUAAAUGUACCUAAAAAUGGUGUCACUCAACGACGUUACUAUACAGUUUAGAGCUGCAAGGAUUGGUUGAUUAACUAUUUUAAUAUUUAAGUCAUUUUUCCAGCAAAAAUGCCAAAUAUUUGAUGGUUAAAGCUCCUCAGAUGUGAGGACUUCAUGUUUUUUGUACAUUUUGGACUGCUGGUUGUACAAAACACACAUCUAAUGACCUAACGUUGUGCUCUGGGAUAUUGUGAUGGGAUGAAAUGCAGCAGUUCAUUGAUAAAUAGGGGGGAAAAAAAGGCAGAUUAAUGGAGAUGAAUUAAACUCCAGUGCUGUUUUUGUUUGCCGAGUCUGCUGCCGACCUGACCUCACAUCCUGAUAAACUGCCCCCGCGCUUCAUGGGAUUCAUUUGGGGUUAAUUUUUGAGGACAUGCACAACCAACUCGUCCUCAGAAAGGAUAGGAGGCGCAGCCAUUGUAUGCACGCCGAUGUAUAGUCAAAGCAAGUGCGCCACAGCUCGUAAUCGUUCGGCUCUUGGCUGGUUUUGUCUCGUUACCAGAAUUUCUGCUUCAGUAUCAACAUGGGUUUAAUCGGCUGAAGAACUAGAAAGUGGAAAGACUGAGCAACGUGGAAGAAACGUCAAGCCAGCAGGUUUUACUUUCGGCUGUGAUGUUACCAUUUCAGCUAUCUCAGGAGCCACACUGAGAACCUGUGAGAAGCUCACGUCAAAAAACGCAUUUUUUAUUUUAUUUUUUUACAGUUUGAGGCGGUGGCUUGUCCUGCUGCUGAUUACAGAGAGAAUAACGCUCUCUUCAAAUGUGAUACGUUGCUCUCACAGGGAGUCAGUUCACUUUACCACCCAAUGUACGGCCUCCUAUCCAAGCCAGACUUCAGCCGUUACAUCAGAUGCGUGGCAAAUCCUCCACAGCCUUGCCUUCUGAUGCUGAAAUUAAGUUCCCCGUACAGCGUACACUAUUGAGAAUACUCCAUAUUAAAACCGGCAAAGUGUCGUCUGAGGUGGUAUCGAAGCAGACGUUCCGGUAACUGUGACAGUGUUGCUCUCAGCUCUUUGCGUUGAGCCUGUUAGGGUCCUUUUUUGUUAGAUUUUUUUCAGCCUGGCUCAGUGAAGUUUUCUGUUUGUUACUGUGGGCAUUUGAGGGAAUCUACAUCUUUCCAGUGUCCAGACCGAAUGUAUGUGGGCGGAGGCGGGGAAAGAUUAUUCUGAAUCUUCUGGUAUAGAUAAUCAUUUGGCGCCUUGAGGCGUCGUUUCAUCCCGUCAGAAGAGAGACGUUGCUUGACAGUUUUUAUUAGUCGCAUCCAACACAGCCAGAGAGAGAUUUUUCUGUUUUUUUUUCAGUUGACUUUUUUUUUUUUUACCAAAAAACCAGUGGCUUUAAGGAAAAUCUUUACGCAUUGACAUAAAACAUCAUGUGCUGUAUCUCCUGUAUGAAAGGAGGCUCAGUCAGGACUCAACAAAACGUUGCUCUGCGCCCCGCUGACAGUUUUCCCAUCAAUUUCAAUGAUUAAAAGCUGAAUUGAUGCAGCCACACAUCCGGUGAAGAAAAAAUUAUAAAAUCUUAAAACGCCUCAGUACUGCUUCACCAACAGCUCCUGUAACUGGUUGGAUGGUCUUUACCUCGAGAUUUUACCCACCCUCAGGUACAGAGCAACAAAAACACCAAUCACAAGCUGUCGUAUAAAGCCAACUCGAUGUUCUCGGACUCUUACCGAGCAAAAUCCAAGACAACAAAGACCGGAACUGCUAAAUACUCAGCUUCCGCGAUGAGUUUGUUCCGGGAGAAAGAGCAGUAAAAUGGUUUCUGUCAAAUACCUGCAACAACCGUCAGUCGGGCAGUUUAUUCUUUCUUCUCAGUUUUCUCUGUCUUAGGUUAUUAAGAUUUUGUUGCGCUUUUUAUUUGCUGCUGGUUUGUGUUAAACAGUUUUUGCUGGUAGGUGUCAGAUUUCAGAAGUGUUUCCAGGGUUAGCUUUUUAAUCGGUGGUAAAGGUUUUAGGCUGGAAGAGGGGCUUGGAAUUCUUUUAUUUUUAGAGAUAUUCUGUCCAUGUGAAAUCUGUCUAAAACUGCACUCGAAAUAAAGGUUUGUCACAUUUGGUUUAA